Molecule: messenger RNA, 2265 nt
Organism: Pneumocystis jirovecii RU7
Lineage: Eukaryota; Fungi; Ascomycota; Pneumocystomycetes; Pneumocystales; Pneumocystaceae
Product: dynamin-related GTPase DNM1
Exons: 9
Coding region: 1-2265 (754 amino acids)
Biological process (GO): peroxisome fission; mitochondrial fission
Cellular component (GO): microtubule; membrane; mitochondrion
Molecular function (GO): GTP binding; microtubule binding; GTPase activity
Source: RefSeq, a predicted model, not a curated record
AUGGGUUCUUUGGAGGAUAUGGUUCCACUUUUAAAUAAACUUCAAGAUCUUAUAUUUAAUACUAUUGGUACAGAUAAUAUUGAUUUACCUCAAGUUGUUGUUGUAGGAAGUCAAUCAAGUGGUAAAAGUUCUGUCUUAGAAAACAUUGUUGGUAAAGAUUUUUUGCCUCGUGGUCCAGGAGUUGUAACAAGGCGUCCCUUAAUAUUACAGCUUAUUAAUAUAUUACCUUUAAUAAAUGUCAAAAUAAAAGGUUCUGUUUUAGAUAAUUCUAAAGAACAAGAGUGGGCAGAAUUCUCUCAUAAUCCGGGGAAACGUUAUACUCAGUUUACAGAAGUUCGUCGUGAAAUUGAAAAUGAAACAUCUAGAGUUGCUGGUGAUAACAAGGGAAUUAAUAGACAGCCUAUUCAACUUAAAAUAUUUUCUCCUCACAUUAUAAACCUUACUUUAGUUGAUCUUCCUGGAUUAACGAAAAUUCCAAUUGGUGAUCAGCCAUUAGAUAUUGAGCGUCAAGUACGUUCUCUUAUUCAAGAUUAUAUUGCAAAACCAAAUAGUAUUAUCUUGGCAAUAACUCCAGCUAAUGUUGAUUUAGUUAAUUCAGAAUCUUUAAAACUUGCACGCCAGGUUGAUCCUCAAAGAAAAAGAACCAUUGGAAUUCUUACUAAACUUGAUUUAAUGGAUCAUGGUACCAAUGCUCUUGAUAUUUUGUUAGGACAUGUUUAUCCUUUAAAACUUGGGUUUAUCGGUGUUGUUAAUCGCAGUCAACAAGAUAUUUUAAUAAAUAAAAGUUUAAAGGAUGGAUUACGCUUUGAAAGAGAUUUUUUCUAUAAUCAUCCUACAUACAAAAAUAUAUCGCAUUUAUGUGGAACUCCAUAUCUUGUAAAGUCUUUGAAUAUUAUUUUUAUGCAACAUAUACGAGAAAAACUUCCAGAUAUAAAAGCAAAACUUAAUAUGCUCAUGGGACAAAUGCAACAGGAGAUUUCUUUGUAUGAUAAUCAACAUUUUAUGGGGAAAAAUAAGAAUACUGCUUUGCUUUACUUAAUAAAUAAAUUUUCUAACUCUUUUAUUUCUUCGAUUGAUGGAUCAUCUUCUGAAAUUUCUACAAAAGAGCUUUGUGGUGGUGCUCGAAUUUAUUACAUAUUUAGCAAUGUUUUUAAAAAUGCUCUAAAUAUUAUUGAUCCUGCAGGAAAUUUAACUGUGCAGAAUAUUAGAACUGCUAUUAGGAACUCUUCUGGUCCCCGAUCGUCACUAUUUGUUCCUGGUCUUGCGUUCGACAUUCUUGUGAAACCUCAAAUUAAGUUACUAGAAAUACCAUGUCGAAGAUGUGUUGAACUUGUUUAUGAAGAGCUUGCAAAAUUAUGCCAUACGUGUACUAGUGGUGAACUUGAAAGAUACCCACGACUCCAGGCUAAAAUACUUGAAAUUAUGUUGGAUUUAUUAAGAGAAAGAUUAGAACCUACAUCUAGUUAUGUUGAAAGUCUAAUAUUGAUUCAAAUGGCAUACAUAAAUAUCGAUCAUCCAAAUUUUGUUGAUAGAAUGGGUUUAAUUUCUUCUAUUUUUCAGUAUUCAAAUAAAGACAAAAAAAACAAGCUAGAUAAAAAAGAAAUUGAUAAUAAAAGAAAAGUAUCUGAAAAUAUGACUUUAUCUAAUGGAAUAGUAGAGCCUUCAAGAUCAACAUCAAAUGAAUCAAAUAAUACUAUUAUGCAAAAUAAUGGAAUUUUUUGUGAAAUAGGCGUAUCUAAUUCUGAAUCAAAUAGUGAUAUAGCUUUUUCAAAUAGGUCAUCUUCAAAUUUAACGGGAUGUAUCAAUUCGUCUAAGAUUAAAGAUCCUUUUUUUAGUGGUUUUUUUGGUAAUGAUAAAAAAGAACAUACAAAAGCAUCAUUAUCUAUACCAUUUAUGGAAAAAGAUUUGAAUAUUCUUAAAUAUUCAGAAAAUUCUAUUUCUCACGAUAUAAUGUCUAUAAAUAAAGAAUCAUUAGAUAUUAUUAAUAAUGAUUAUGAUGAAAAUAUGAAUGAACGGCAACAAUUAGAAGUCAAUUUGAUCCGUAGUUUAAUAAUAUCUUAUUUUAAUACAGUAAGGGAAACUGUUCAAGAUCAAGUCCCGAAAGCUAUUAUGCAUUUUCUUGUGAAUUACUGUAAACAAAGUCUUCAAAACAAGCUUGUUACUGAAUUAUAUAAAGAAGAAUUAUUUAAUGAUUUAUUAUAUGAAAAUGAAUCAUUGGCAUUAGAGAGAGAAAAGUUUCAAAAGGCAAGCUAUAAAAUAUAUUAG